AGAGGUUUUCGCACGUGUAAUUGUGUGUGUGUGUGUGGCCGUAAGAGUGGCGGCUGAUCUUAAAGUGAUAUCGGAGUUAAAUGGACGACGAACAAGAAACAUAUCGAUUAUGGAGGAUCAGAAAAACGAUCAUGCAGCUGUGUCAUGACAGAGGUUACUUAGUGACACAGGAUGAAUUGGACCAAACCCUGGAAGAGUUCAAAGAACAGUUUGGAGAUAAACCAAGUGAACGGAAGCCUGGAAGAAGUGACCUCAUUGUCCUGGUAGCUCACAAUGAUGACCCAACAGAUCAGAUGUUUGUAUUUUUCCCUGAAGAACCAAAAGUUGGAAUCAAAACAAUAAAAACAUACUGCCAGAGAAUGCAAGAGGAAAACAUCACACGAGCUAUCAUUGUUGUUCAACAAGGAAUGACACCUUCAGCUAAACAGGCACUGGUGGACAUGGCACCCAAAUACAUUCUUGAACAGUUUUUGGAGGCGGAAUUGCUGAUUAAUAUAACAGAGCACAUGCUUGUUCCAGAGCAUGUAGUAAUGACAGCAGAUGAGAAGACAGAGUUAUUGUCAAGGUACAAAUUGAAAGAAUCACAACUACCCAGAAUUCAGCAAGGCGAUCCCGUUGCCAGGUAUUUUGGACUCAAAAGAGGACAGGUAGUCAAAAUCAUCAGGCCCAGUGAAACAGCAGGAAGAUAUGUCAGUUACAGAUUGGUUGUUUGAAAUUGAUUGCGUAUGUGACUAUCUCAUAAACUAGUUCUCACAUAAAAAAGUGUUGAUCUAAAAUUCAUCUGUGGCUGUCAGAUUUCUCAGGUACCUGGAAAAGGAUGGUUGUUUACACUGGACAGGCUGGUUCUACCCAUCGAGAAUCCUAAUAUGCUCUUAUAUAUGUGAAAAAUUUUGAGUGCACACAGUGUUUAACAUGUCAAAUGAAGAAAUAAAUAGGCUUAGAAUAACAAACUGUCAGAACAGGGGCCAUAUGUAUAUAGUAAAACACUGGCCACAUUUAGAAAGCUUGUAAUGCAUUCAUUUCAUUUAUGUUCAACUCAUUCUCAACUUAAAAUGGGUAAUUUUUUCUUUGUUUCAUAUUACCUGGUGCAGAUUUUUGUAUCAUAUUUAUGUAUGUAAUGAAAUACAGUAUUGUUUAUCAAAAGAAGUUCUUUUGCCAGGUCUUGUCCUUGU
Messenger RNA from Liolophura sinensis, 1172 nucleotides. RefSeq names its product DNA-directed RNA polymerases I, II, and III subunit RPABC1. Lineage: Eukaryota; Metazoa; Mollusca; Polyplacophora; Chitonida; Chitonidae. Gene Ontology annotation, biological process: transcription elongation by RNA polymerase I; tRNA transcription by RNA polymerase III; transcription by RNA polymerase II. The transcript has 8 exons. Gene Ontology annotation, molecular function: DNA binding. Gene Ontology annotation, cellular component: RNA polymerase II, core complex; RNA polymerase I complex; RNA polymerase III complex. The record is from RefSeq and is a predicted model, not a curated record. Bases 81 to 713 code for a protein of 210 amino acids.